GCUGCCAUGGCCAUGGGAGAAGCACUAAAGAAGAUGUUUUUCUUUGUUGUUCUGUCUUGUGUUUUCCUAGACACCUAUGCACAGAGAGAAGCCCAAGCUUUACUGAAGUGGAAAAACAGCUUAGUCUCUCAUUCUCUCACUUCAUGGUCUCUCACCAAUGGAAGCAGUAGUCCUUGCAACUGGACUGGAAUUCAGUGCAAUGAAGAUGGAAGCAUCGUCGAGAUAAACUUGGCCAAUUCAGGCCUUGAUGGCACUCUUGACCAGUUAGACUUCACUGCCUUUCCCAAUCUCACCUCUCUGGAUCUCAACCUCAAUAGUCUUGUUGGGGUAAUCCCAACUGAAAUUGGGGCUCUGAGUAAACUCACUUUUCUCAAUCUUGGUACCAACAAUUUCACCGAUGCAAUACCCGGGGAGAUCGGUAACCUAGUGGAACUCAGUGUGCUUUGGCUUGGCGACAACUCACUCAUUGACCAAAUUCCAUAUCAGAUCAGCAAUCUUCAGAAGGUAUGGCUUCUCAAUUUGCAUGGAAACUAUCUACAGAAUCCAGACCCAGAUCGUUUUGAAGGCAUGGCAUCUUUAACAAACCUUGACCUCGGUCUCAACUCUCUUGAAUCAGAGAUCCCAACAUUCAUCUUUCAAUGUCCGAAUCUCAUUUAUCUGGACUUGUCAGAUAAUUAUUUCAUAGGUGUGAUACCACUUCAAAUUGUGGCCAGUUUCAAGAAACUCCAAUACCUUAUCCUGACCAAUAACCAGUUUGAAGGACCAAUUCCAGCAGAACUGAAGAACUUAACUGAACUUCAAGGCCUGCAGCUGGGAAUGAACAUGCUGAAUGGGACAAUACCCGAUGAAAUUAGUCUCCUGCAUAACCUCACAAUCCUAGAAUUGCAUGAUAAUCCUCUUCAUGGGUCAAUACCAUCUUCAAUAGGAAACCUCAGGAUGCUUCAAACACUUAAUCUAGGGAAUGCAAGCCUCAGUUCAAGCAUCCCAGAUGAGCUUGGCUUUUGCACCAACCUUACUUAUCUUGAAUUGUCGAAUAACAAUCUUUCAGGUCCCUUGCCUCGUUCCAUGGCCUCACUAACCCAGAUUUCUCAGCUUGGAAUGUCUAGCAACUACCUAUCUGGAGAACUCCACCCAUAUUUCCUCUCCAAUUGGACUGAACUCAUCUCUUUGCAACUCCAAAUCAAUAGUUUCACAGGAUCGAUCCCUCCCGAAAUUGGAGCCCUUCUUAAGGUCGGAAUUUUGUUCCUAUUUCAGAAUCAAUUAUCUGGUCAAAUACCAUUUGAGAUCGGAAACUUGUUAAAUUUAACAGAGUUUCACCUAGCUGACAACCUUUUCAGUGGUCCCAUCCCACCCAGCAUAGGAAAUUUAUCUAUGCUACAAAGUCUAAAUUUUGCCAAUAACCUGCUCAGUGGGAUUCUACCAGAUGAAAUUGGUAACAUGGAAAGCAUACAAACUCUUGAUAUAAGUGGAAACAUGCUGCAGGGAAACUUGCCUUUAUCGAUCACCCAUUUGCAGAAAUUGGGUCUCUUCUUUGUAGCUAAUAACAAUUUCUCUGGUAGUAUACCAGAAGAUUUUGGCCCCAGUUCUCUCACAAAUGUGACUUUCUCCUAUAACAACUUCUCUGGCAAGCUCCCACCCCAAAUCUGCGGAGGAAGACAGCUGAUUUAUUUAGGAGCAAAUGCAAAUAGUUUUGUUGGGCCAAUCCCAGAAAGCCUGCAAAACUGUACAGGUUUGAUCAGAGUUCGCCUUGACCAGAACCUUCUUGAUGGAGAUAUCACAAAUGCAUUUGGGGUAUACCCAGAUCUUGAGUACAUUGACUUGGGCAAUAACCAAUUAUUUGGUGAACUAUCUUUGAAUUGGGGAAAGUGUGCAAAUCUCUCUUACUUCGGAGUAUCUUCUAAUAUGAUAUCAGGCAAUAUCCCAUCAAACAUUGGAAAGUUGGAGUUUCUGCAAUAUCUCAGCCUUUCUUCAAAUCAACUAACAGGGAAGAUUCCAUCGGAGCUCUUCAACUCAACUUCGCCUCUAUACAGGCUUAAUUUGAGUGACAAUAGGCUCUCAGGGGAGAUAUCAACAGAGUUUGGAAGGUUAUCAAAUCUGCAAAGUUUAGACCUAUCUGCAAACAAUCUCACUGGGUCAAUUCCACAGGAACUUGGGAACUGUCAAGAACUUAUAUCCUUGAAUCUCAGAGAUAAUGAAUUAAAUGGGACAAUCCCUUACCAGAUCGGAAACUUGGUGGCCUUGCAGUCUCUUCUAGACCUCAGUCAAAAUUUGCUCAGUGGAGAUAUACCAUCACAGCUUGGAAACUUAAAAUCACUAGAAAAUCUGAAUCUUUCUCACAACAGACUCUCUGGUUCGAUACCCUCGUCCCUGCAAGGUUUGAUAAGUCUUCAAUCUGUCGAUAUAUCAUAUAACAAUCUUGAGGGUUCUCUUCCAGAAAUUCAGGCUUUUCAGAAUGCUUCGGCCAAUGCAUUAGCAGGUAACCCAGGUCUUUGUGGUGAAAGUGCACAAGGUUUGAAAUCCUGCAACGGCAACUCUUCAUCUAUAAAUCGCAGCAAACAGAAUAAACAGAAGCUGAUCAUUGCUAUUGUCGUUCCUGUCGCUUCUAUUUUGCUUGUAUCGAUUGUGUUGGGAGUCUUCAUCUAUCGUCAUGGUCACAGAGAAGAUCUAAACAAAGAAAACCAUGAUUCAGCAAUUGAGGAAUCAUUCUCAAUAUGGAAUUGCAAAGUGAAGUUAGAGUUCAAGGAUAUUGUAGCUGCUACAGAUAACUUCGAUGAGACAUAUUUCAUAGGGGAAGGUGGACAAGGGAGUGUAUAUAAAGCAAUUCUUCCAACCGGUGAAAUCUUUGCUGUCAAACGUCUUCAUGAAUGUUCAUCAGAUGAAGAUGGGUUUCUUCAGGAUGAAUGGCAGAAGAAUUUUGAGUCAGAAAUUCAUUCACUGACAGGAAUCCGGCACCGGAAUAUUGUAAAGAUGAUUGGGUUCUGUUCGAUGAAGGGUUUCAUGUAUUUUGUUUGCGAGUAUGUGGAAAGAGGUAAUUUGAGAAAAUUCCUCCAUGAGGAGAAAGAAGCCAUGGCCUUGGACUGGUUGAUACGAUUGAAGAUUAUCAGAGGUGUAGCACAUGCCUUGUCCUACUUGCACCAUGACUGUAGGCCGGCUAUUGCGCACAGAGACAUAUCGCCGAGUAACAUUUUGUUGGAUUUAGACUUUGAGCCUAAAGUAUCUGAUUUUGGGACUGCAAGGUCCCUGAGAGCUGGAGAGUCUAACUGGACAGCACCAGUUGGUUCCUAUGGCUACAUUGCUCCAGAAUUUGCGACCACAAUGAAGGUAACAGAGAAAUGUGAUGUGUACAGUUUUGGAGUGGUAGCAUUAGAAGUAAUAAUGGGAAAACACCCUGGUGAACUCCUUACAUCCCUACAGUCUGAAGUCAAUCAGCAGCAGCUUGUAAGUACAAUAUUAGAUCAGCGGCUACCACCACCUCCUGCUGGUAUAAUAUCACAAGAACUAGUUUUGGCAGUGACUCUUGCAUUGGCAUGCACACGCAUAGAUCCCAAUUCUCGACCUACCAUGCAUCAGGUCUCUCAGAAGUUGUCAUCAAGCUCAUGUCUUACUAUCUCUGAGCCUUACCACACAUGCUUCCAAUACAACACUUGAUGGGAUUUUCUUAACAUCUCUCGAGGU
Messenger RNA from Telopea speciosissima, 3675 nucleotides. Its product is annotated as probable leucine-rich repeat receptor-like protein kinase At1g35710. The record is from RefSeq and is a predicted model, not a curated record. Gene Ontology annotation, biological process: hormone-mediated signaling pathway; protein phosphorylation. Gene Ontology annotation, molecular function: protein kinase activity; ATP binding; protein binding. NCBI's taxonomy places the organism in Eukaryota, Viridiplantae, Streptophyta, Magnoliopsida, Proteales, Proteaceae. Gene Ontology annotation, cellular component: plasma membrane. The transcript has 2 exons. The coding region runs from base 7 to 3648 and encodes 1213 amino acids.